AUGUUUAUUUUUUAUUUGCUUGCAAUAGCCAAACUUCAAAGGAUCACACAACCUACAUUAACUAAAAUAAAUGAGCAAAUAUUGCACACAGAAUACAGUCCCAAUGUUGGACAGACAUUGUUAUUGCAAUACAACAGUUAUCCUGGGGUUUACGAUAUGAAGCUCAAUUAAAUCAUAGAUGGCCAAUCCAUUGAAAUGAUGCCCAAUACAACACUUGAUCCAUUUACAUUGCCUGAUUGCUAUCCAUACGCAAGAAGAUUAGUGUAUCAAGACCUCUUCAUGGAAACAUUCGAAUCGAAUUCUACCAAUGCAUUCUUUACAGCUCUUUACAUUGAGACUAACUAAGUCUUUGCAACCAGAAGUGAUAAUCAUUUGAUCGUAAUGGACAUUGAUUUUGAUGGAGAUAAUAUAAAAAAUUUCAAAAGAGUAAAAAUCAUAUAGAUACCAUCAAUUAAACCAACGAGUGAUUCACAUUAGAUAGUGUGCAAUACAAAUAGUUGCAUAAUCUUCACAUUGUAAGAUGCAUUCAUAGUGAAUACCCUAACCGAUUAAUUUACUCAAUUGAAUUUGAAUAAAAAAUAAACACCCCAACAUAUCCAUUAUUGUGAAAAGUUGCAGACACUCUAUGCCGCUUAUGGUAGAGAUGGUGUUGAUGUGUAUCUGUUUGAUAAUAAAAACAAUUUCGAAUAUCUCACAAGUUUGAAUCUGAAUGGUAACUUUUUGGAAGUCUUGACAAAUGAAGAAAGCACUCAACUCUAUUUGUUAAAUGCUGAUGUGGGAUUGUUAAUUUAUGAAAUAUUUUCAGUCAGUCAAUAUGAGGAUACUGGUAUCAUCAUCUAUCUAAAAAACGUUGUUUCCUUUGAUUUCUAUAAAAAGACUUUCAUUCUAGUUGCCAACACUGAUUCUGGCGAUCCCUAUGCCAUCGAAGUCUUCCUACAAAGCAAUGAUUAUUACUUCAAUAGAAUCUAUUCCAAAGACAUGGAUAUCUUCGAUGUUUAUAUGGGGGAACAAUACGCCAUUCUGAUUGGGUAAGAAAUUCAUAGAGUAAUCUACCAUUCAAUCUACAACAAACAUAUGAAUAAAAUUGAUGUUCCAUUAUACUUUGAAGAUUUUGAUUUAGAAAACGUAGAGGAAUUCAGAGUUAAGACUUAGAAAUUAUACAAUCAAAAUGCAUUAGAUUUUGAACCAUUCUAAAAAGCUACCAUCUAUUACAAAUAAGCAUUCAUGGUUGGCAUAUCUGAUAAUGAUAUCAAUAUCUUUGCCAUCAAGAGUGUUUUUCCUUGGUUACAAUGCAGACCCCAAUCAACUGAUGUCACACAUUAUUCCUUAACUAUGAACUCCACUUAAUGUAGCACCAAAGAAUCCGACAACGAUUACUCUCCAUUUUCAUAAUGUGUCAUCUAUCAUAAUUUUACAGUUUCUGGCAAGGAAAUUCUCUUUUUUGAAGAAGAUGAAAAUUUAGUCAUUGCUCUUGGUAGUGUUUUAGGUGGUCUAAUAAUACUGUUACUCGCCGUUUUGUUGUUGUGUAGAAGAAUACUACAUCAGAAAUUGAAGAACUACACCAUAAUGAAUGAAGUACCUGUAAAAGUGGAAGAUAUCCCAUUAGAACCAAUGGCUGGUGAAGAUGCACUUGUGUCAUGA
Molecule: messenger RNA, 1641 nt
Organism: Paramecium tetraurelia
Lineage: Eukaryota; Ciliophora; Oligohymenophorea; Peniculida; Parameciidae
Exons: 4
Source: RefSeq, a predicted model, not a curated record